Messenger RNA from Salarias fasciatus (jewelled blenny), 3042 nucleotides. Its product is annotated as calcium release-activated calcium channel protein 1-like. Gene Ontology annotation, biological process: store-operated calcium entry. Gene Ontology annotation, cellular component: membrane. The record is from RefSeq and is a predicted model, not a curated record. The transcript is spliced from 2 exons. NCBI's taxonomy places the organism in Eukaryota, Metazoa, Chordata, Actinopteri, Blenniiformes, Blenniidae. Gene Ontology annotation, molecular function: store-operated calcium channel activity. Bases 238 to 900 code for a protein of 220 amino acids.
UUGUGGGUAUCUUGUGUUUCCUCCUGGGCCGUGACAGCCAGUCAGCUGUUGCAAACUUUUGACAUACUUUUGAGAGCUCUGUUUAUCUGCCGUGUGUGUUCGGAUGGUGGAUCACACUGGAAACACACUUUCUGCGUUUUCACCGGCCAUCGAGCGCGAAUCUGCCCGGUUUUUGAGGACCUGUCGACAUAUUUAGGAAAAGAAGAAGAAGGAGAAGCAGAAAGCCGCGCCGUCGGAAUGAGUCUGAACGAGCACUCCCUCCAGGCUCUGUCCUGGAGAAAGCUCUACUUGAGCCGAGCCAAGCUAAAAGCCACCAGCCGCACUUCUGCGCUGCUGUCGGGCUUUGCCAUGGUGGCGAUGGUGGAGGUGCAGCUGGAGCGGAAUCAUGCGUAUCCUCCGGGCCUGCUUAUAGCUUUCAGCGCCUGCACCACCAUUCUGGUGGCAGUGCACCUCUUUGCCCUCAUGAUCAGCACAUGCAUCCUCCCCAACCUGGAAGCCGUGAGCAACGUGCACAACCUCAACUCUGUGAACGAGUCUCCCCAUGAGCGCAUGCACCGCCACAUAGAGCUGGCCUGGGCUUUCUCCACAGUGAUAGGCACCCUGCUCUUCCUGACGGAGGUGAUGCUUCUGUGCUGGGUGAAGUUCCUACCGCUCGAAAGCAGAACGGCCAACAACACCGUAGCCAUAACGUCCGGCGAGGCAGCCGCCAUUGCGUCCACGUGCAUCAUGGUGCCGUUUGGAAUAGUUUUUAUCGUCUUCGCCGUCCACUUUUACCGCACACUCGUCAGUCACAAAACGGACCGGCAGAUCCGAGAGCUGGAGCAGGUCAUUCGGCUGCAGAACCAGCUGGACCACAGGGCAGAAAACGACGACCUGAAGGCCGCCGUCCAUUACCCCUGAUUGUAGCCAAUGAUCGUACAAAUGCAGAGACACUCAGCAGUGCCUUCAGUAUGAAAACCCUUUUUAAAAAGCUUUAUUUUUUAAGUUUUUCAAACACGCUCAGACGUUUUUCUUCUGAAAUUGCAAGCUGGGUCUGUUCAGUGUUGUACAUUUUGGCUCGGUCCUCUUUUGGAUGUUGCAUGUUCAAAAUCUUUGACAUUAUUUAUAUUAGUUUAACCUUCGGGGUGUUUGUACGUCCUUUGUUUUCUCUUGCCACCGGUUCUUUGACUUCAAUGAAAUAAUCAAUUUCAUUAUCAGUCACAUGAUAAGUGAAGCGUUUUAAUUGGGGUUCACGUGGGAAGUGGUGUCCAGCGGCGUUAUCCACCAAGAGACAGAUAUCAUCUUAAAGCUCCAUGGUGGUGUUAUGAUUGAUUCACAUCUAAAAUGUCCUUGGUUUGAAUCCAUUUAGUGGAUUUGUUUUUUUUAAGUCGGAAUGUUUUCCCACAUGUGUGGCUUAGUUUAAAUCAACUGGUUUUUACCCCACAGUCCAAAGAUCAUGCAGUUAAGGUUACUGGUUACCGAAAAGCCCCUAAGAUGAUGAAUGUGUGAUUGUAUGCAUAUCUGUGUUUUCCCUGUGAGGGACUGGUGAGCUGUCCAUAGCGUGUCCUGCCUUCGACCAUAGUCGACUGAUCGGCUGGUGCCCUCAGCUUUACAUGAAAUCUUGUAUAGAAGUGAAGUGAUGCCAAAGAUUUAUUAUCAACUCAUUUAUCUAUAUUGAAAACAUAAUUCUAUCUGCACCAAAAUGCACGAGACAAGGUACUUUUUUUCCAUAUUCAGCAAGCCUUAGUCCUUCAGGUUUGUUUGAUGCACAACUCCUGAUAGUUUUUUUUUCUGCCUUAUCAGCUUUUUUGGUUCUGUUUACUCACCUGAUAUUUUGAUGAUUCUCCUUUCUGAAAAGCUCUAAAACCUGUAUGCAUAGGAAAAAAAAUAUGCACCUGAGUUUCAAGUCGGUUAAAAAAAAAGCUCAAAUACUGUAGAAAGAAUACCAAAGAAUACAAAGGAUAAAUACAAAUGCUUCUAGCCAAAGUUUGUUGUUAUGUCAUUUACAGGAUGGGUCAAAGUGAAUUCAAAAAGGUAUUAAGGGCAUUUUACCAGUACCUUGUUUGCAAUCAACACGUGUGUCUUAUCUGGUUAUAAAAUGAAUUUUACGUAGUAAUUUGACAAUUUUGCUUGUUUUUGACCUUUACUGUUUUUAUUUAAAUCCACUGCAAACCCUACAAAAAAUGGUUACGGAAUUUGAAGACAUGUUGUUGAAUGUUUAUUGAUGAAGCUUGAACAUUUUGAAUGAUGUUCUCUUACUUUUCAUAGUUUACAUUGUAGAGCAUGUUCACACUUGAGUGUUAAGUUGAAGAUUUAUGUGUGGAAUUUAUGUGUUUUUGUUUUGCCUUGUGACACAUCGCUGAAUAGUUUUCUUGUUUUUGCACAUUUUACUGUCUUUACUGUAAAACUGGUACAUAAAACACAUCUUGAUAUCGAAAAACAUUUAUCCCCCAAAUAUCAACGAAACAUAACACUUUUAUAAUUUUAUUUUAGGUCCUGAAUAAAAUACCGUUACUGAAUAUGUGCCUAUAGGUCAAGGUAAUGCUGUGAAACGUUUGCAGUACCAAUUCUCUAUACUUUAUACUGAGUCUUUGUCAUGAAAUACAUUCUUAAGAUUAAAUUUGCAUCCAAACUGUGUGGGUCACAUGAUAAACCUCUCUGAAAAACUCUACAGAUGCUUGGUGGUUGGCAAACGCUGUAGUAAAAUGGUCAUUACUCCUUUAACCAUGUUAUUUUUAGACUUUUCUCACUGGGGGAAAAAAGGACUGAAGCUGAUUUUGGAUUGACUGUGCACCAUCAAUCAAUCGCUUCUGAUUAUUACUACCAGACAAGCAUUCUUGAAAAAAUAAGCCAAACAAUGCAAGUGGAGGCAUUUUACUUUGGUUCAUUUUUGUGGUGUAUUUAUUUUACUAAAUGUAUCUUCCUGUAUAUAAAGUACAUGUUUGUGUCGGUGCAUAAUCGCUGUGUUUUUUUCACUAUGUUGGUGGCAGAUUUUUGACCUGGUCAGAGUCACCGUGGCUUUUUGUGGUGCUUGUUUGAAAAUUAAAAAAAUAUAUAACUGGA